Messenger RNA from Arvicanthis niloticus (Nile rat), 1309 nucleotides. NCBI's taxonomy places the organism in Eukaryota, Metazoa, Chordata, Mammalia, Rodentia, Muridae. The record is from RefSeq and is a predicted model, not a curated record.
AGUUUCAGGUGAAGAUCUGAGUUCUUAGAGACCUUUGCCCCAGUGGAUAUGGUGGGGAGGGGGAGGUGUGCCAGUGAGGCUCAUGGAUGCCAUCUCUUUGAGUGGCACCUCUAGCAUCCCAGCAAUCACCUCUGAGGGCACAAUGAAUGCUUGAGGCUAGAAUUCCAGAGUCAUAGGUUGUUUUGGACCCACAGAAAAAUCUAGGCUGUGGACCAGCCCACCUGGGAUAGGGGAGGGAGGAGGAGACUGCCUGCCAUCUGCUGCCUUGGACCCCAGCAGCCCUCUGGAUCUGUGAGGAGGAGCAAAAGGACUCUUGGUGAUGGGAGCUUCAGGGAGGGGCUGCAUGGCUCAGAGGAAUGUGAAACCCCAGGGGCGACAGCACCUGCGGAGGCUCCUGAACUGGGAGGAGUUUGAUGAACUGAGGGAUGCCCGCCGGAGCAUACUGCUGGACACCCUCUAUGACAGUGUCAUCUUUGCUGUGGGCAAAGGCUUCCCAUGGGUCGAGGUCGUCCAGGUGGUCAAGUUCACAGAAGAGCUGCUCAAGGAAACCAAAGGCUGCUCCAUCACAGAGGCUGUGACAAUACUGGGGAAGAAGCUCCGAGAUUAUCAGAAGCAGUUUAACGUCACCCACCUGCUGGCCCUCUGUGACUAUUUCCACAACACUUUCAUCCGACACUAUAGACUCUACCAGUAUGUCCUGAGCCAGGAUCAGGAGGUCAACCUGAGUGUCGCUCACGUGCAAAUGUGUGCACCACCCCAGCCCCUUCCACUGACAGACGGCACAGACAGGGAUGUGUGGAGGCAUGAGCAGCAGGUGGCUGAGCUGAGCACAGCUGAGGUGGAGAAGCGCAAGAAUAUGCUGCUGCUGAAGGAGACACUGCGCAUGGAGCAGGCACAGAUGCUGCAGAAGGCCUUUGGGGUUGAGGAGGCUCCAGGGCAGCUGCAGCCCCGUUCAACUCUGAGGAGGGAGGCACUGGAGCGUCUGGUCAGUGAGGCCAUCCACAUCCAGAUUGCAUGCCUGCAGGAGCUUCUACAGUACGAGAUCCAGGCAGCCUUUGACAUCCUGGACCUGAGGCUGCAGAAGAAAACACUCAGUCUCAGUGCUCCUCCGCCCCCACUUCCCUGUAUCACCGCUGGCCCGGCAGCCUUAGAGGACUCUCCUAAGGCUAGUAAGGCCAAUAAAGGAAAGAAAGCCAAAGCUAAGAAGUAGGAGGCUGGUGACUACCACUCAAGGACGUGUGAGAAAAGCAACAUGGAGCAUGCUCAAUAUAGACCAGAGGCUCCUAGUGAUUAAAAGGAACAAAGCGAC